UGUGCAAAAGGCAGAGCACCUAGGAGCAGCCCCUCCCUUCAUGAUUCUGUAAUGACUCCACCAAUCAGAUGGCUCAUUACCUCUCACCCAAUCAGAAGGCAGAAGUAAUCAGCCCUGCAGCUGCAAUUAUCAGUGCCUCAGUAGCUGAGAGAGAUGGAGAGAGUUCAGCUUCAUAGUUUAAGUUUAAAGUUGAUUGUUCAGGUUGUUAAAUUAUAAGCUGCUCAGUUCAUUUGGUGUGCGUACGUUUAAAAACCACACAUGCAUAUAAGUCAAUAAACUACUGAGCAGAUUUCCAGUUUCCGUUGCUGAUUCACAUCCUCGGGGACAUCCUAACCAAGUUCUUAUCCGACUUCCUGUAGUGGUUCAAUUAACCUGAACCAGACUUUGAUGCUAGUAUACCAAUUUGUGUCCUUUUAUUUAAUGGUCCUCCGAGCCGGAUCAGUGAACUACUACAGUGAGGAUGUCAGAUCACAGUCAAGAACAACCUGUAGUUAGACCUCGGAGAACACUAAACCGUCCUGUUUACCUUACGGACUAUGACCUCACAGGACUUCAGUCUCUGCGUCAUUUAUCUCGACCUGAUAGAAACUGGGAAGAUGAAGCACAGCAUACAUCAGACCCCACUGGGUACAGUACCCCUGUUAGCCAGGCUCCCAGUCUAAAUGAGUGUCUCAUCACAGAUCAGUGGGAGAAUACAGUAGGAGAUAUGGCUCAAGAGCAUGUGGAAUCUCCCAAACAGAAGAACCCACUGUCUGAUUUGACUGCUAUCUGGCAGGAGAUGAAAAGGGAACAUGAUGUAUUGCGCCAGCAAACCAGUCACUUUCCUGAACUCUUAUCAGCAUUCCAGGAGAUGAGACGAGAAAAUGCAAUUCUGCAUAGGGAAGUUAAGGAACUCAGGUUAGAGAUGAGAACCUCACCUCAUAGACUGACCCAUCCAGUUCCAUCACCUCGCCUACAUGCUACGGCAGGACGUACAAACCCAAGUGCAGAUCUAUUCUGCCCCAUACCUGCACCUCGUCAUAGCCUGGCACAACACAAAGUACACUCUGCCCCAAUUGAUUCUACAGAGAGGAUCACACAACAGAUGGGCCAAAUUGAUUUUUCUCCAAGACAUCGGUCAUUGCAGUAUGACCACCCAUCCAACCAGUUUCAGCCUAGCCCUUCGAACAAUAAGUGCUAUGACAUUCAUAAUGUUCAAGCACAAAACCAUCCUCCACAGCAUCAUACAGGUCCAUGCAAACAAGAGAAGACCUACAGAGGGCCAACUCCAACUAUUCCUAAUCUAAGCUCUCCAGACCCAAGAGAGUUUUCCAGAUUAAGGAUUGCCCUGGAGAAUAUUUUACCAGAAGAUGCUACAGAGCGCUUCAAGUUUCAGAUAUUGGCAGACCACUUAAAGCUUGAAGAAGCUCUACUUGUCGCUGAUUCUUACAGCAACUCUCCAUAUCCUUUUAGCAACACCAUGAGUGCUCUCAACAAAAUGUAUGGUCAGCCCCAUCAGUUGGCCUUGCAACACAUUGCAGAAGUUAUGGAUGGCCCAGAUAUUGGCAGUGGAGAUGUGAAGUCUUUCCGCAUGUUUGCUCUUCGAGUUCGCUCCCUCGUGAGCAUGUUGGAGCAGUUGGGGAGAAAGGGUAAUGUCGAAUUGGAAUGUGGAUCCCACGUCACAAGAUUACAGAGCAAACUCCCACAUGACCUCAGAUCUGGAUUUAAGCGAUACAUCCACCCAUUGGGAGUGUCUGUACCUACUUUACUUGAUCUGGCUGAAUGGCUGGAAUAUGAGCUGCAAGUCCAAGAGGAUAGCAUCAAAUUCUCUUCCCAUACUCACAGAGAUUCUUCCAGUAGGCGGAGAGAGGUCCGCAAAGACAUCAAGCAAACCAGUAAACUUACCAGUAUCCUCCUCAACACAGAGAGGUCUUCAGCAAGUAAGACCACAGCAUUUGAGAUACAAGAUAAAAGUGCAGAUCAGAAAGUAAAACCUUAUUGUCCCUACUGUGACAACAGCAAUCACUUUCUAAAUAGUUGUGCCAAUUUUAAGCAGCUGACCAGAGACCAGAAGGAGAAUUGGAUCAGAACCAAUAACGGAUGCUGGCGUUGUGGCCGUGGUCAUCAAGCUGCUAAAUGCACAUUGAAAGCACCCUGCAAGAUGUGUAAUAGGAGACAUUUGGCAGUCCUACAUGAUGUGAAUGAGAGAGCAGAGGCAAAGGCUAAUCCAGUAGAGAACUCUUGUCUGGUAAGCACAGCCAGUGAGGUCCUGUACGUUGAUCGCCCAACAUACAACCGAAAGGUACUACUGAAAGUCAGCAAAGUGGUUCUUAGCAAUGGAGAUAGGUCCAUGGAAGCAUAUGCGGUGCUAGAUGAUGGAUCAGAGCGGACUAUUAUUCUCCACACUGCGGCUAAGAAGUUGGGCCUAAAAGGACAACCUGAAGACUUAGUCCUCCGCACAGUCCGGCAGGACCUGCAGGUUCUCCAUGGGGCAGCUGUAUCAUUCAUGAUAUCUCCUGUAGCUGAGCCCAAGAGAAAAUUCAAGAUACAGAGUGCAUUCACCGCUGAGCCUUUGGGACUAGCAGAGCAUUCUCAUCCAGUUGCUCUUCUACAAAGAAGGUAUAGACAUCUUCUGGGCUUGCCAUUACAACAGCUAGACAAAGUCUCCCCAGUGCUGCUGAUUGGUUCUGACUGUCCACAUCUCAUCACUCCUAUAGAGCCUGUAAGACUAGGGCCCCCUGGUGGCCCUGCAGCAGUGAAAACGAGACUGGGUUGGACUCUCCAAGGGCCAGCACGAGAGCUCAGAGAUAAUCUUACCCCACAGCAGUGUCUGUUUACAUCCAUGUCACCCUGUGCUGAUUUGCAUACCCAUGUGGAGAAACUGUGGCAAAUGGAUGUGUUUCCAUACCGUAGUGAGAAGGCUGUUACCAGGUCAAAGCAAGAUCAUGAAGCUGUCCAACUUCUGCAGGAGAAGACAGUUCGAGUUGAAGUGAAUGGCAUUAAAAGAUAUGCUACCCCUCUCCUUCGUACCAGAAAUAUGGCACACCUACGUGCAUCCGAAGAUGCAACCUUGCCACAGCUUAGAAGUAUUGAGAGGAAGUUGGCCAAGGAUUCCAAUCAAGCUGCUGCUUAUCAAGCCGAGAUUGACAAACUGGAACAGUCUGGCUAUAUUGUGAAACUAUGUCCAAAACAGGUGGAACAAUCAGAUGAAGCAUGGUAUGUACCACACCACAUGGUACAACACAAUGGGAAGAACCGAGUGGUAUUUAACUGCUCAUUUCAGUACAAGGGUCAUAAUUUGAAUCAGAUGCUGCUGCCAGGUCCCACUCUCAGUCCACCACUAUUAGCAGUCCUCCUUCGCUUUCGAGAGCACACUAUUGCCAUCAGUAGUGACAUCCGGAGUAUGUUCCAUCAAGUGUGCUUACUCCCCCAGGAUAGAGCUCUUAAAUCAGGUCUGAAAGUAGUGAACUAUGGCUCAGCGAAGGUCAUCAAGACAUACCAGAAUCCACCCUUGGCUUGCACUGGAAUUGCCAAUCUGAUACCUUGUCAUACAAGCACCGCAGGGUAG
Astyanax mexicanus (Mexican tetra) is the source of this 3547-nucleotide messenger RNA. RefSeq lists its product as uncharacterized. The transcript is spliced from 3 exons. The coding region runs from base 461 to 3547 and encodes 1028 amino acids. The record is from RefSeq and is a predicted model, not a curated record. Lineage: Eukaryota; Metazoa; Chordata; Actinopteri; Characiformes; Acestrorhamphidae.